Messenger RNA from Cylicocyclus nassatus, 2457 nucleotides. NCBI's taxonomy places the organism in Eukaryota, Metazoa, Nematoda, Chromadorea, Rhabditida, Strongylidae. The record is from the annotation of a GenBank genome assembly.
CUUGCUUUUCGGUUGUGAUAGUUUUCCGAUAUGACUUUUCGGGAAGAGCUGUUGCAGCUGAAAUGCAAGGUGAUCGGCACGCAGUGGACUCGCUACAGUCGUCUUGGUUGGAGAAUUGCGGGGCGAUGGAAUCGCGUAAUAUAUGCUCUGCACUUUAGCUGCAUUUCAUUUCGCUGAUCUUUUCUAUCUCUACUUCUUCUGUGCUCAUACGAUCACCUUGAGAUUUCAGAGAUGGUUUUUCGCAAAUACAGACCUCAAAAACAAUGGGGUAAAGUGGAUACGAGGGUUUUUAAGGCUAUACUCAAGGCUCGAAAUGAAAGACGAAUGCCAGUGUUUCGAGUGCCCGCUGCUGUCAAGGCUUCAGGUAUCACGAUAGAAGACCCGAAUAGUCCAUCGUUCUUCACGCCUAUCGUUGGACAUAGAUCUCUUCCUGAUCUUAGAGAGACUCACCCAGCUUUUCGAGUGCCUUCUAUCGAGGAGCACCCCUUUUAUCACAAAACAAGCUGCUUUCUGUUCGAUGGCAGUAUACCGAUGAGCGACGGUAUUGAUCAAGCAGGAUUGCUUUGUAAGGCAGUAGUGAAACAAGGUUUACCGGAAGCUAUGCUGCAUCAAAUUGGACAAAUUGACAUAGCAGAGGACUUGAUCCGUGAUGCGAUCCUCCACGGCGAGAAAUACGAUCCAACUCUUGAGAAGCUACCAAAACGAUUCGAUCCGGUUUUGUUUUGGAUCAGACACCCUAGAGUCUACGGAACACCUGUCAUAAAGCGACUAAAUAUUAUUCUUGACAAUUUAACAAGGAUCGGUUUAUUCAAUGGUCUGCAUAGCGGAAAGCUCAGCGAUCACUUGAGGAUUGACCGUGAUGAACCGAUCUCUUCGUUCCUGCCAACAACAGGUCUUUUUUCGGAGAAACCGUUUGUACUUCGAUCUCAACCACAUAUUACCUUGCAAUCAACCAAGCCUGGCGCAGUUUGGGCAGACGAAGCGAUGGUGAAGGAGUUCAGUAAACAACAGCUUCCAUCUGUGGAACCACUCUCCCCUGUUAUCGACCUCUCUACAGACCAUAUCUAUAACGAUACUGCUGUGGUGGCUCGCCCCAAAGCAUCUUUAUCAAUACACACAUUGCUUUGGUCACGAGAGCAAGAUCAGAAGUACCCAUGGACAAAGGAGCAGAAUGCAGCAAAUGCAAUUCUUCAUACUUUUGGUGCAGCACUGGCAGAAGCGACCAGGAGAGGAGAGCAUAGGGAUUUGAAAAAGCACCCAGUAGUCGUCAAAGGUGUACAGUUGGUAAAUGGUAACAUGGAUAUUGUAACGAUGCAACUUAACACCCUUAACCUGGAAGAGGAAGAUCCCAUAAAAAAUGUGGUCUGGCUGGAAAAAGCCUCCCCACUGUACACACCAAAGCCUUUCUACGAACAAUUGACAGAAAUUGCCCAUUUUAUGUCAGAAUUGUUAAUAUUGCAAAAACACGUGAAGUUUUUGAUUAGGCAUUUAAACGUGUUUCCUGAACAGUACUGCACUCUAGACACAAAUAGGCUCACGCUUCUGUUUUUCGCCGUAUCAGCGCUCGACUUGCUGGGUGAGCUGGACAGCUUGUUAACAGAAGAACGGAGAAGUUCGAUAAUCGACUGGAUAUACCGCCUUCAAGUUACAUCUGGAAAAUGGUGUGGUUUCCGUGGAAGUUUGGGUUUUCCACCAAAUGUCGAAGGAGAAGUACAUAGUGUAGCCAACUUAGCACAAACUUACAGUGGUCUGUUAUGCUUGGCAAUCCUGGGUGACAAUCUACAAGGCGUCAAUAGGCAGGCCGUCCUCUCCUCUAUUAGAGCCUCUCAGAGAGAAGACGGAAGUUUCUGGAGCGAAGGACAAGGGUCUGAAAGCGACAUGCGAUUUGUAUAUUGUGCGGUUGCUAUCUGCCAUAUAUUGCAAGAUUAUUCAUAUAUCAAUUGGGAUUUGUUGAGAAGUUUUAUCAGAUCUAGUCUGAAUUAUGACGGCGGAAUAGGGCAAGGUCCCGGAGACGAAAGUCAUGGAGGAUCAACAUUCUGUGCCAUUGCUUCUUUAUCACUCGCUAAUCGUCUUUGGGAUGAGUCAGUGCUGACUCGAAAAGAAAUUAGUCGAUUGGUUAAAUGGGCUUUAUGGAAACAUGAUCAUGGUUUUCAUGGCAGAGCUCAUAAGGACGACGAUAGUUGCUAUGCUUUUUGGAUAGGUGCUACUCUAGAGAUUCUAAACGCUGAUCGUCAUCUGGAUAAAGAUAGGCUUCGAUCUUUCCUGCUCAUUGCUCAACAUCAGCCCCUGGGUGGGUUUUGCAAAGUUCCUGAUCCUACAGGCUUCCCAGACUUGCUCCAUACUUACUUCUCUUUGGCUGCUUUUUCGUUAUUACGGGAACCAGGCUUCUCGCCUAUCCAUGCUUCAUUGAAUGUGUCGAGACAUGUCUAUGAAAAGAUAUUGAAAUGUACCGGUUGA